AUGGCUACUUCUGAAGGAAUUUCUACGUUUCAAAACCUUUUAUACGUAGCUGAUCAGCCAGUUGAAAAUAUUGCAGACACUUUUAAAGGUUUAGUGCCUGAACAGAAAAGGUUUGAAGCUGCUUGUACGUUAAUGGCGAUGCUUGAAGAUGGCGACCUACAGGCAAACCAACGAAUUGUUGCCCUUUAUAUUCUAUACCAUUUAUAUAACAUCGUUCCUAUCCAUGAAAAUCCAUUCCUUUUGCUAUUUCUGAACCUUUAUAAAUCGCUUUUCUCAAAUCUUGCUUUUGUCAAAGCUAAUUAUGAUUUGUUGGUUGAAUUUCGUGUGGAAGCCCUAAUUUUAGCCGACAAAGGAGCUCAGUUGGCACAUAAAACUCCAACUGAUAUAUUCUUUCAGUUUUCAAACACCGAAAAUUCACUAAUGGAUACAGAGGAAGUCAACAUUGCGAGAUUUGAGCAUUAUAUUAAACUUGAAUUUGAUUCUUGGACUGAAAUUGGUGAUAAAGAAGUCAGAGAAGUUUCAUAUACUCCUCCUUCCCAAGUUUCAGUAAUAAAGCAUGAGCCUCAUCCGCUCGAGGUGGAAAUGGACUAUAACAUGCUGGCAGACUUAGAUCGCGAUGAAGUCCGGUCUUUGAUGAAUAGAGCGUUGCAAGGAGCAUUGUCGAUACCGGAAGAGGAGUUUAUAUUAAAGCAACUUGAAAAGAAUGAUAAGCUUAUCUAUACUUGCGACUUUUCUCCGGAAAAGCUUCCUUUCCUGAUCGAAAACAAUUCAAGAGUUGCCAUAAAAGUAUUAUUACAACUUAAAUCGUCACCACAGAUUGAUCAAUAUUUGGAGACGCUUUUGACUAUCGACGAUCCAGAGCGGUCCCAGCAGUCUUCCAUGGAACCGGUUAACAGAAUGAGAUCCUCAAUGGAAGUGGUUAAUAAUCUUUUAUCGUCAUUCCCACUCACACCAGAAUUUCUUCACUUUUAUCUCUCCAAUUGUGUACGUGCUUGUGAAGAAUGUCGAAAUAGGAAUAUACAAGAUCGUCAAGUUCGUCUUAUCUGCGUCUUUCUUCAGUCACUUAUUCGUAAAAAUAUAAUAGAUGUUAACAGAUUUCUUAUUGAGAUACAAGCAUUUUGCCUUCAAUUCUCGAGAAAUCGAGAAGCAGCUAGCUUAUUUAGGUUUUUACUUGAUUAUCAAAAGGAAGCAGUUGCCGAAGAGGUGGUUGUUUUAAGUGACUUAUUGAAUAGCAGUGAUAUUAAUGGUGAGAACGGUGACCAUUCGGGAAAAUGUGAAUUAUCAUAG
Racocetra persica is the source of this 1287-nucleotide messenger RNA. NCBI's taxonomy places the organism in Eukaryota, Fungi, Glomeromycota, Glomeromycetes, Diversisporales, Gigasporaceae. The record is from the annotation of a GenBank genome assembly.